Thyridium curvatum is the source of this 5184-nucleotide messenger RNA. RefSeq lists its product as uncharacterized. The transcript has 8 exons. NCBI's taxonomy places the organism in Eukaryota, Fungi, Ascomycota, Sordariomycetes, Thyridiales, Thyridiaceae. Bases 1 to 5184 code for a protein of 1727 amino acids. The record is from RefSeq and is a predicted model, not a curated record. Gene Ontology annotation, molecular function: sulfur dioxygenase activity; protein binding. Gene Ontology annotation, biological process: glutathione metabolic process; hydrogen sulfide metabolic process.
AUGAAGUCGUUUCAACGCCAUCUUUCUUGUCGGCAGCCGUCUACACAAACAUGGCUCCCAGCGGCAUCAGCGAUUGGGCGAGCAGUUUCACCCAUCGUGGCCAAACCAAAGCGAACUCAUGCUAUGCAACAACGGGCUUGCUGGUAUUCAUCAUCCGCCAAAGGCUGCUCAAAUAGGAAGCCAAUUAUCCGCACAGCGAAUCCAGGAGCUCCAGUGUCAAGUAUUCGUGCACAGCACACACUUCCAGCUCGUUCAGUCGACAAAGGCAGACUCCUUGACAAGCGCCCAGUGGCCAGACGACCAAGGAUCCACACCAGCUUCGAGCCUGUGACGGGCACUUGGCAGUAUGUCGUCGCCGAUCCAGUUACAUUGGAGGCUGUCAUCAUAGAUCCGGUCUUGGAUUACGACCCAGCCACUCAAAUGGUCACGACCACAUCGGCGGACUCGUUAUUGGCUCUAAUCAACGAGAUGAACUACCACAUUGCUCGCAUCCUGGAAACGCAUGCCCACGCCGAUCAUUUAACGGCAGCAUCAUACCUCCAGAGCCGCCUUGCUAAGCAACAAGAGCAAAAGCCUUUGAUCGGAAUUGGCAAACGCAUCACGCAGGUGCAAACUUUGUUUGGACAGAAGUAUGGAAUUUCUCCAGAGGAGUACGAGAAAGUGUUUGACACACUCUUCGAGGACGACGAGGCGUUUGACAUUGGAGAAUUGGAGGGCAUAGCUAUGCAUCUUCCAGGGCAUACUCCUGAUCACUUGGGGUAUAAGAUUGGAGACAAUGUUUUCUGUGGUGAUUCGAUCUUCCACUCCGAUAUAGGCACAGCUAGAUGUGACUUCCCGGGGGGUAGCGCCAACACUCUCUACCAAUCUAGCCGGAGGCUGCUCGAGCUUCCCCCACACGUCAAGAUCUGGGCCGGACACGACUAUCCUCCCGAAGGGCGUGGUGAUCCUGUGCCUUUCUUGACUGUCGCUGAGCAUCGGGAACAGAAUAAACAUAUUUCGGACGGCAUUUCAGAAGAGGACUUUGUGGCAUUACGCACAGCACGGGACAUGCAGUUGGCGGAGCCGAGGCUGCUCCACCAGUCCUUGCAAAUCAAUAUUCGAGGAGGUCGGAUGCCGAGUCCCACGCAAGCCGGCCUGCGUUUGUUGCAUCUUCCCAUGAAGCCAAGAGGUCUUGCCUGGGGGAAGUUUCGGACCAACGAGAGUAUGAAACCCCGAUCCAAUUCGCUCAAGUCAUUUUGGGCUCCCUCGGAGGCGUUCUGUUGGGCGCUCUCAGCCUUGGGAGUCUUGGACCCUUGCAUUUCUCCCCGUACAGCUGCGGCGGGGAAACCUCUUGCUCCUCAACCCUCCAUCAACCAGACAGCUUCUGGGCACCACAAUCAGAGCAUCAUGGAAGCACUCAGCGUCGCCGCCAACAUUGUGGCGAUCAUACAGAUUGCGGAUCGCGUCAUCGACUUGUGCAGAUACUACCUUGGCAGUAUUCACGAUGCGCCCUCAGACCUUCGUCUGAUCCUGCUUGAGGCAUCUGCUGUUCGGACAAUACUCGACAAUAUUCGGUUCUUGAAAGAAAGCGGCCAUGCCCCUGGGACGUUGACAGAUCUUGACGGCGCCCAAGGACCGAUCCAAGGGUGUCGUAAAGCAGUCUCCGAAUUGGAGGCGUUACUUCCACGACGGCCUGCUACUGACGCUGGUCCCCAGCGCAAGAAGACCAAAGUAGAAGCGGCACUUAAGACAAUCGCCUGGCCUCUGCGGCAGAACAAGGCGCGAAGGCUCCUUCAGGAGUUGUCAGAGUACAAAAGCACCAUCAACACAGCUCUCACGAUUGAGCUUACGCGCGACCUGAAGGAUGUGAAAGAGACAGCCCACCGGAUCGAGGGUGGGUUGACAGAACUCCAAGAAAACGCGGUGUAUGAGUGGCUGCGCGACAUCGAUCCUACCUCUCUACAUCAUAAGGCAUGUAGCCAGUACGAGCAAGGCACAGGCAAUUGGAUCUUGCGGUCGGACGCAUUUGGUACCUGGACUUCUGGAAAAUCCCGAUGCAUAUGGAUUCACGGAAUCCCUGGCGCCGGCAAGACUAUUCUUCUCUCCCACUUGUAUGACGAGGCGGAGAAACAUAAUCGACAGAGAGCCUCACAGCACAUAUGUGUGUACUACUACUGCUAUUUUGGUCACGAUAAAGACGAGGCAGCGCCUUUCCUCAAAUGGAUCAUCUCGCAAGUCUGCCGCACCACCACGAUGCCCCGAGCUGUGUUCGAACUUUACCGACGGGGCAGACAGCCGUCCAUAUCCGAGUUGCUGGAAGUUGUGGAAGGGAUUCUUCGCGAUGUCCGCAGACUUGACAUCUAUUUGGAUGCUCUUGACGAAAGCACGCCUCGGACCAACCUGCUUCGAGUCGUACGUGACCUCGUAACGGACGCACGCUUCCACAAGGUCUUUCUCUUGGCAUCUAGUCGCGAGUACGUCGAAAUUGAAGAUGUCAUGAGCGAAAUCUCCCUAAAGAUAUCAAUGAAGAACCAUCUCCUCGACGAUGACAUCAACCUAUACAUCCGAGCAAAGCUUUCGAGCCACCCGGUCCUCCAACAUUGGCCAGCCCAGAUUCAGACUGAUAUUUACCAUACGUUGUCCAAAAAAGCCCAAGGAAUGUUCCGAUGGGUCGUCUGCCAGCUCGACGUGUUGUGUCGACUCAGGUGUGAUGCUGGCAUUAUCAAAAGCGCACUGUCCAGCCUGCCACAAACACUCGACGAGACGUAUGAACGAGUAUUCUGUGCCAUACCACGGGACGCAAUUUCUUCUGUGCUUCUUGUACUAAAGUCUAUCUUCUGUGCAGGGGAACUCCCCUGGUCACGCCUCGACCAAAUCCUAUGCUACAGCAGCCACCGACCGGGAAAGGAAACUUUUCCUUGUCUAUAUACAACCGAAGCCAUUAUCGACCUUUGCGGUUGUCUGGUCACGGUGCAUCCCGGUGAUGAUUCCACGAGCAAAGUUUCCAUAGCACACUACACAGUUUGGGAGUACGUUGUUUCUCCUCGUAUUCUCGAAGCUCGCGCGAAAAGUUUCUACGUGGAUGAGGAAACGGCAACUGUGGAAUGGUGGAACUUUAUUCUGGCAGUUUUGACUGAUGACAACCCGGCUGUUGAUCAUGUUCCAGCCAGGCAUGACGUGGGAAAUGCAUCUCAACGCAACUUUGUCUCCCUUUACGAUUGGUGUGCCCUUUAUUUUGAGGGUGCCUUUCUGAUGGUGCGUCACUUCUUGCCAUACUCAGCGGAUUCAGACCGGAACAAACUUUCAGCACAACUUAUUGGCGAAUUUCUUGACGCUUCUGGAUCACCGUUGGAGAGGUUCAUAGACCACAUGCAUACGCACUACAAAUCCCGCCUCGAAUUGUCAUUUGAAUGUUGCAUAUAUCGAUAUAUUUCAGGGUCACUUGAACUUUUGACGUUCUACAAUUUGCUGGCCUUCUACAAUUGCAUAGACGACUCGUUCCCCCCUUGGACUCUAUUCUUUCCAAACCAUACGGACGACAUUGGCGUCUUUAGUGCUCCGGUUGAAAUACUUCUGCCUCUGCGAUACCCCGAAAAAGGUCCCUCUGGCCCCUGGGCGAAGGUGUCCGGGACUAUUCUCGACAUCCAUGCUUAUCAUGUCUUCGGCGGCUGCUAUGCCCCAGUUGGAGAUUGGAUGUCACUCAUCCCUUCCUAUGCCGAUCUGACUACAAUGGUCCGAAUUGCUACAGGACGGCACAGUUCUAGACACUGCACAGAAAUCGGAGGUCAUCCCAACGACAUUUGCCAUGAUUUUGAGAAGCUUGUUAUACAUGCAAAAGCUCUGCCUGGAGAUACAGCCGUCACUCCAUUGCAGAUGGCAGUUGCAAGACGGGACCCAACUGCAGUCAAGCUUUUCCUUCGUGCUGGAGCCGACCCGAAUGCGACUGGAGAGUGUACCGCGAUGCUUUCCGAACAAGGCUCAUUCUUGGCUUUGUUCGAUCACUUGCAUGGAUUGAGCCCUCUUUACAUCUUGUAUAACAUGGAAGCCAUGACUGAAGUGCCGGCCUGGCUUCAAGAGGAGGACGACGACGAGGAGGAGGACAACGAGAAGGAGGAUUUUGAGACCGGCGUGGAGGGAAGGAUUGAGCACUAUCUUCUAGAGAGCGGGGCUCUGGAGUUGAAAGCACAUUGCAGGACGAGCAAUACGGGGCAACAGAUUCCGCCAGAUCCGGCCGGUGGUGACGACAUCGCGCCCCCGCCCCGCCCGCCGCCGUUCCUGAGGCCUCACGAUGCGGCGUACCUCGCCCACCAGGGCCAUCUGAAUGUCCACCUGCCGCCCCAUCUGCAAGACCUGUACGACCGGCUAUUCGCCCUCUGCGACGAGUUCUUCCGCCAGCCCGACGAGGAAAAGGCGCGGCCGUACCCGUGCACCGCGCCGAGCCCCGCGGAGCAAGGGUACUGCCGCCUCGAGGGCGAGAAGCAGUACAUCACGCUUCGCCACCUCUACGGCCCCGUGUCGGAUGCCUCGUCGCCGCUGAACAAGACCGUGUCCGAGGUGUGGCGCGAGACAGUCGCGUUCCUCAACCGCGUGCUCGGCGACAUCAGCGACCUCCUGGGCAUCUCGCCGACGGCGUGGGAGGAUCAGAUCAUCGACAGCCGGGUGCUGCCGUCGAGCAAAGAGGACUCUUCGCCGUCGAUGAUGCGCCUCUUCAGGUAUGAGCCCGAGACCGGCAUCGCAGACCCGCACCGCGACCUCGGGCUCUUGACGCUGUGCGUCUGCCGCGGCAGAGGACUGCAGGUCUGGGACCGGGACGUCGUGCUCGCCAAGACGGACGCGGAACUAAGCAGCAUGAGCGAGGAGGAAAAGGCGGCGUUCAUCGAGGCAGAGCGGGCACGGUUCUGGAAAGACGCGGGGGCUAGUGCCUUGCUGGCCGGAGAUUCGCUGCGCGUCCUCAGCGGCAACCGCAUCACGGCCGGCAUGCAUCGCGUCGUCGGGACAGAGGCCGGCAGAGAUAGCAUGGUGUUUGCGCUGAGGGCUACGAGCAAGGGGACCAUUGAUCUCGAGAAGUUUGGGGGCUUUGGGACGGUCGACGCAAAGGCGCUGUGGCACGGCAUCAGCCACAAUAGGUUCAACGUGAAUCUUAGGCAGGACGUCAGAGAUAGCCUGCGGCAGAAGUACAAAGCAUCUAGUCAAGCAAUCGCCUAG